CUUUCAACCAUAGACCAAAAUCCAAUCGGCCGUGUAGCCAACCAGCACAGCUUGUACAAAAAUCACACCCAAGAAAAUAUUUUAUUUUCCCGAGAAAGCGUUUUCCCGGGAAAACAAGGUCGGUUCGAGUCUCUCCCAACCGCCGGUUGAGCAGAUGGCGUCUCUCAGCGUUCGUUGCGGCGUAACAAACCACCCUUCGAUCCACCACCGCCUCGCCGUCGAACGGACUAAUCCAAAUCCAAAUCGCAUUGCCCCGUUCCAAUCAUCGAGAAGAGCACCACCGCGAAUCUCCGCCGCAACGACGACGGCGGAUUAUCCGAUUUCUACGUCGUGUUCUGUGAAUCAGGAGGGUUCGAAUAACAACAACGGCGCUCUGUUUUCAUCAAAUCUUGACGAGUGGAUGAGAGAUUCCGCGGCGGAGAUCGUGAAGAACCUUCGAGAAGCGCCGCUGUUCGUGCAGAUUUACGCCGCCAACAACGGCGGAGCGACGCGGUUGGAGACGGAGAAGGCGGUGGCGGAGGAUUGGCCGGUGGUGGCUCGUCGGUGGAAGGACGGAGAUACGCCAUCGCCGGACGGUCUCAUUCUCGUGGAAGAGCUCGGCGGCGGCGAUGAAGAAGAAGAGGAGGAAGAGAGGGUUACGAGGGCAUGGGGGGUUGUGGUGCAAGGAAAGGGGGUGGAAUGCGGGCCGGUUUGUUACUUGCUGAAGACGAGUAGGGUCGUCGGAUCGGGUUUGGGGUUGUGUUGUACCCAUUUUUGUUUGAUGAAAGUUCAGGGUUUCAGGGAAAGUGCUCUGUCACAGCUCACCAAUUGUUGGUUGUUGGAUUGAAUAAAUGUAUAAAGAGAGAAUUUAUUGUUUGGAAAUUGGAUUGGUACAGGAAAUUCCAAUAUGAUCUGUGAAUGUCACAACUUGACAGGUACACUUCAAUACUGAGAGAGCUUUGUUGAAACACACUACGAUUUGUUCAAAAUCUUGUUUCAUGCUUUAGUUCGUAAUAUGCAAUUUAGAAUUUUUUAGUA
Messenger RNA from Camellia sinensis, 1017 nucleotides. RefSeq lists its product as uncharacterized. The record is from RefSeq and is a predicted model, not a curated record. NCBI's taxonomy places the organism in Eukaryota, Viridiplantae, Streptophyta, Magnoliopsida, Ericales, Theaceae.